AUGGCUAUGCUGAAGAUUUGGAACGUCUGUCUGGUGCUAUACUUCUUUGACCACUCUUUCUCCAUGCAGUGCGAAUGGACCAAAUUCAAACUGGGGAAGCUAAACGAGGAAAGUAUACAGCUACUACGCAAUAUGGGUGGAAGCUUCCCACCUGGAUGCUUUCAAGAAAAUGUCGAGCCCAUGUUCCCGGAGGAUGCUUACAAGCUCUCAGGAGAAACACGGAAUGAUGGUAUUGCGUCUGUGGCAUACGAGGCCUUGAAAGACACGGCCAGAAUCUUCAAAGACCUUACGUUUACAACCUGGGACCAUGAAAAGCUGAGGCUCUUUAAAAACAUCCUGUCUCGACAAGUGGAGAAUCUGGAGCAAUGUGUUCAAGGUGAGAUGGCAUUUUCCGGGGAUGGGAAUUCUGACGCAGGUGGCAACCGAGCACUGAAGUUAUAUUUCGAAAAGCUGAAUACACUUUUAAAAGAAAAGGGGCAGAGCGCUUGCGCAUGGGAGAUUGUAAGGAAAGAACUUGGCUACUGCCUGGAGCAGCUCCGCAAGUUCAUACAAAGCAACAAACAAAAUUGA
Megalops cyprinoides (Indo-Pacific tarpon) is the source of this 570-nucleotide messenger RNA. RefSeq names its product interferon a3-like. Lineage: Eukaryota; Metazoa; Chordata; Actinopteri; Elopiformes; Megalopidae. The transcript has 5 exons. Gene Ontology annotation, biological process: defense response. The coding region runs from base 1 to 570 and encodes 189 amino acids. Gene Ontology annotation, cellular component: extracellular region. The record is from RefSeq and is a predicted model, not a curated record. Gene Ontology annotation, molecular function: cytokine receptor binding.